AUGCCCCAGGGGAAAGCAGAUUUACUUGGAACUACACUGUUCAUUGGUCUGGGUCUCUUUGUUGGAUUGGUGACGACCAUAAUAGUUUCUAUGAAGCUAUGGAGAUGGCCAAGACCUAGACCUCCAAAAUCAAGUAAGUCAAUAAUGAAAUACAUCAGAUGUUAGAUGAUGCGUUCCACUUUUAUGCCCGAGUAUUUUUACUCGGGCACUGUGAGCACACUGUAUUUUGUUUUUAUUUUAGCCCCUGAGCAAUCAAUUCUUUGUUUUUCCCUAUUACUCUCACAUUUCAAAUAGGCGUCUGAUAAGGAGAUAUUGAGUAUAUGUGUAGAGAAUUACUUAUCGGGUACUCAAGGCCUGAGCAGAACACCAUUUUAUGUCGAUACCCGAACACUGUUCAGGUGAACCAAGCGUUUAGCCGUUACCAGACCUUAGCUGUCCUUUUUGCAACCCCUCUGUAGAAGAAAAACCCCUUCGGAAUCAACGCUAGCUAGCGUCUUUUCUUCUUGUUCCAAUACUCAUCGUUUUUUUUUUCUUGCCUCCUAGUUAAAUCUCCCCCAGAUUUGGACGCAGGAGACUUCGAGUAUGAUGUAUUCCUCACAUAUAGCAGAAAAGACUUCUCCUGGGUGGACAAGGAGCUGCUACCUCUAUUUAAUCAUAACCAAGUGAAAUAUUGCGUGGAUUUCAUCCACUUUGAACUUGGCAAAGCGUUUCUACAAAGCAUGGUGGAAGGCAUCUACAAGAGCCGCAAAGUUUUAGCAGUCUGGUCGGCCAAUUACGCUUCUAGUAAAUAUUGCAAACAAGAACUGGACUAUGCCUUACAGCGGAGUUUUGAAAAAAGUGACACAGCAGUGAUUAUCAUUCGCAUCGAUUGGACUGACCCUACACGACUCCCAAAGACUCUACGA
Messenger RNA from Porites evermanni, 905 nucleotides. NCBI's taxonomy places the organism in Eukaryota, Metazoa, Cnidaria, Anthozoa, Scleractinia, Poritidae. The record is from the annotation of a GenBank genome assembly.